This is a messenger RNA of Seriola dumerili (greater amberjack), 831 nucleotides long. RefSeq names its product zinc finger protein 670-like. Lineage: Eukaryota; Metazoa; Chordata; Actinopteri; Carangiformes; Carangidae. The record is from RefSeq and is a predicted model, not a curated record. Gene Ontology annotation, biological process: regulation of transcription by RNA polymerase II. Gene Ontology annotation, molecular function: DNA-binding transcription factor activity; RNA polymerase II cis-regulatory region sequence-specific DNA binding. The transcript has 4 exons.
AUGAGCAUCAUCAGUCUAAAUGUGGGCAAUACCCCGCUGAUACCUGAUACCUUUGUGUUGACUCCUGAUCAUGAGGAAAGUGACCACAGUGAACCAGAACCAGACAGUGACCACCAGCUCCUCUCUCACACCUCUCCUGUAGCUGAGAGCCAAGAUCAGACAGGAAGUCAACAUGUGGACUCAGGAUCAACUACAGAUUCAGAAUCAAAGACUGAUUCUAAAACUCACACAGGUGAAAAGUCUUUCAAAUGUGACACUUGUGGACAAACCUUUGAGUGCAAGUCAGGAUUGAAGAAACAUCUGAGAACACACAAAGGUGAGAGACCGUAUCUUUGUAAAACAUGUGGGAAAAGUUUCACAAAUAGUUCUGUCUUAAGAGUGCACAUAAGAACUCACACAGGUGAGAAGCCAUAUUCAUGCAAAACAUGUAGGAAACUUUUUUCUUGUAGUAGUUCACUGACAUUACACAUGAGAACACACACAGGUGAGACCCCAUACACCUGCAGCUCUUGUGGGAAAAAAUUUAGGUCCAUGACAGUAUUGAGAGUCCACAAGAGAAUUCACUCAGGUGAGAAACCAUAUUCUUGAGAAACAUGUGGGAAAGGUUUUGUAUCUAAUUAUGUAUUGAAAGUCCACAUGAGAACUCACACAGGUGAGAAGCCGUACCACUGCAACACCUGCGGGAAAGGUUUGUCUUCCAUUUCAUCAUUGAAAGCGCAUAGUAGAACUCACACAGGUGAGAAGCCGUAUCCCUGCAGCAUCUGUGGGAAAAGAUACGGUUGCACUUGUGCUUUAAAAAAGCAUGUGAGAAAGCACACAGUAUUUCUUUGA